AUGACUCGCGAGAAUCGCCCUUUCGGUCUAAAUGACAUAGUCGCCGCGUUGCAAAAGUCACAUGGGAAGGCGGCCGUCUCAAAAGCUGUCGACGAGUUGGUACUUGAGAAUUCGCUAGUUGAGAAAGUUAAUGGAAAGCAGAGGGUAUUCGUUGUACCACAGGACAAACUUCCCCAACCUGACAGUGACGAACUAAAGGAUCUGGAUAAUGAGAUCAUCAACCUUUCUAACGAUCUGCAGAAGCUCAAGGAACAGGUUAGAACGGCGGAGUCAGAUUUGAAGGUGGUUCAGUCAAGUCUAUCCCUUGAAGAGGCAAUAGAGCGUAACGCCAUAGUGGAAUCCAAGAUAGAAGAAAUUAGGAAGUCGAUUGCCGCCUACGGCUCAGGAGUCAAAAUUACUCCUGAAGAAUUUACAAAGGCCCACGAAAAGCAGAAGGCAGCUGUCUCCGAAUGGCGGAAGAGGAAACGACUGGCUAUGGAUAUUGUUGAUGCCAUUGCCGAGGGAUAUCCCAAAAGUCGCAAGCAGCUUAUGGAGGAUAUUGGUAUUGAAACAGAUGAAGACCGAGAGCUCUCACUUGCCAGUUUUGUUUAA
Molecule: messenger RNA, 591 nt
Organism: Mesocestoides corti
Lineage: Eukaryota; Metazoa; Platyhelminthes; Cestoda; Cyclophyllidea; Mesocestoididae
Source: the annotation of a GenBank genome assembly